GAGUUCGCUAGAACUCAAAUUAGUUGUAUGUUGUAACAUUCUUCGUUUCUAAGACCCAAUAUUCAAUUUUCAUAAAGGAGCACUCAUUUACAUCUCCUCUUUGUUGAAGAAAAAGGAAAAAAGAGUCAAAUUUGGUAGUCUACUGAUAUGGGAUUGUUAUCUACAAAAUUCAUAAGUGAUUUUAGUAGUCCGUAAAUGCAAGCACUGAUAAAUUUUCGCUUCUGUCCAAUUCAGUCUCCUUUCAAAACCAAAAACUGCACCAUCCAUGAUCCGAAUGUCAACAUGGGCAACCCUAGUGCAAGCUGGAAGCAGAAUGAAAUAAUCAGCAUGAGCAACCAAGGUGAUGGCACCUUCAUCCUUCUUCUGUUCCCGUGAAUCGUAAGAAGAGUGGUCGGCAUCCAUGUUUUGCUGAGGGAUAUAACAUCCAUGGAACAUCCGAUUAUCAUUGGAUGUGCUCUUACAAUAUUUUUUGUCAGGGCAAUGUGAUGGGUAACAAGAAAGAACUUGCGAUGGGUAACAAGAAAGAAUCAGUUUUAGG
This is a messenger RNA of Rubroshorea leprosula, 538 nucleotides long. The record is from the annotation of a GenBank genome assembly. NCBI's taxonomy places the organism in Eukaryota, Viridiplantae, Streptophyta, Magnoliopsida, Malvales, Dipterocarpaceae.